Vicia faba (fava bean) is the source of this 1401-nucleotide messenger RNA. Lineage: Eukaryota; Viridiplantae; Streptophyta; Magnoliopsida; Fabales; Fabaceae. The record is from the annotation of a GenBank genome assembly.
AUGGCUUUACAAGUUAAAAUGAAAACAACAUCAAGAGCAUCAUCAACAAUUAUAUGGCUAAUCUCAUGGAGCCUUAUCAUGACCUAUCAUGUCAGUUUAGCUGAAAGAAUCUUGGAAGACAAAAAACCAGAAAAUUUUGUUAUGCAGAAGAGACUUUUCUCUUGGUAUAGUGGAAAGUCUGCCUAUGAACGUGUUUGGCCUGAAAUGAAGUUUGGUUGGAGAAUUGUUGUUGGGUCUAUUGUUGGAUUUUUUGGAGCAGCAUUGGGUAGUGUUGGAGGGGUAGGAGGUGGUGGAAUUUUUGUACCUAUGCUUACUUUGAUCAUUGGUUUUGAUCCAAAGUCUUCUACAGCUAUCUCUAAGUGUAUGAUUACAGGAGCAGCAGGAUCAACUGUGUAUUACAAUCUGAGACUCAGACACCCAUCACUAGACAUGCCACUUAUAGAUUAUGAUCUGGCUUUGCUCUUCCAACCUAUGUUAAUGCUAGGAAUUAGCAUUGGUGUUGCAUUUAAUGUCAUGUUUGCUGAUUGGAUGGUUACUGUUUUGCUUAUCAUUCUAUUCAUUGGUACAUCCACUAAAGCUUUAAUCAAAGGCAUCAAUACAUGGAAACAGGAAACAAUCAUGAAGAAGGAAGCAGCCAAGAUGUUGGAAUCAGGUUUUACUCCUGAUUAUGCUUCUGAAGAAGACUACACUUCACUACCAGCUGAUCUACAAGAUGAAGAGGUUCCUUUACUAGACAACAUUUAUUGGAAAGAAUUAUCAGUCCUUGUCUAUGUUUGGGUGGCUUUUCUCAUUGUUCAGAUUAUUAAGACAUAUAGCAAAACUUGUUCCAUAGAGUACUGGAUUCUUAAUUCUUUGCAGGUGCCUAUUGCAAUUUCUGUUACACUUUAUGAAGCCAUAUGCUUAAGCAAAGGAACUAGAGUGAUUGCAUCAAAGGGAAAAGAAGUCACACAUUGGAAGUUUCAUAAGAUUUGUCUUUAUUGUUUCUGUGGAAUCAUUGCCGGUAUGGUUAGUGGAUUGCUUGGUCUAGGAGGUGGCUUCAUUUUGGGACCAUUGUUUUUGGAAUUGGGAAUUCCUCCUCAGGUGGCUAGUGCUACAUCAACAUUUGCUAUGGUUUUCUCUUCUUCCAUGUCAGUGGUACAAUAUUAUCUCCUAGAUAGCUUUCCGGUACCCUAUGCUUCAUACUUAGUUUUGGUUGCGACCAUAGCUGCAUUAACCGGCCAAUAUGUGGUGAGAAAGAUAAUUGCUAUCUUUGGUAGAGCAUCUAUCAUCGUCUUCAUAUUAGCUUUCACAAUUUUUCUGAGCGCAAUCGGUUUAGGUGGGGUGGGAAUAGGAAACAUGGUUGAGAAGAUGGAAAAUGAAGAUUAUAUGGGAUUUUACAAUAUCUGCCACCACAAAUCUUAG